Messenger RNA from Amblyraja radiata (thorny skate), 3325 nucleotides. It is a transcript of the gene lmbr1l, whose product is annotated as limb development membrane protein 1-like. Gene Ontology annotation, cellular component: plasma membrane. The transcript has 17 exons. The record is from RefSeq and is a predicted model, not a curated record. NCBI's taxonomy places the organism in Eukaryota, Metazoa, Chordata, Chondrichthyes, Rajiformes, Rajidae. Gene Ontology annotation, biological process: receptor-mediated endocytosis; signal transduction. Gene Ontology annotation, molecular function: transmembrane signaling receptor activity. Bases 118 to 1593 code for a protein of 491 amino acids.
UGUAGCGGAGGCAGGCUGCGGAGUUGGAAGAUGAGAGCGGCGCCGAGCGUGCGAGCGGACUGCAUCUUAUCCCGGCCCGCCAGGUAGCUCGCGCUGCCUCAGCCAUGUAGCGUUGCGAUGGAAGACGAUGUUAUAAUUAGAACACAGCUCUUUCACAACCAAGUUCGCGAAUGCAUCAUCUGCGCGCUGCUAUUCACCACCCUGUACAUCCUCUCCUACCUGGUCAUCACUCGGUUUAAAAAGAAUGCAGAGUUUGCAACAGACAAUAUCGAGGACGCCACAGUCAAUCGCAUCACGCUUUGGAUGUGCACGUUCACCCUGGCUGUGUCGGCUGGUGCUGUCUUCCUCCUGCCAUUUUCCAUUAUUAGCAAUGAGAUCCUACUUUCAUUGCCGGAAAACUAUUACAUGCAGUGGUUGAACGGUUCACUUCUUCAUGGCCUGUGGAACCUUGUUUUCCUCUUCUCCAACAUCUCUCUGGUGUUCCUGAUGCCUUUUGCGUACUUCUUCACUGAGUCUGAAGGAUUUGCUGGCUCAAGAAAGGGGGUGAUGGCUCGAGUAUAUGAAACUUUUGUUGUCCUCUUUCUUCUGACCCUCCUGAUUCUGGGGAUUGUCUGGGUGGCGUCUGCGAUCAUCGACAACGACGCAGCCAGCAGAGAGUCUCUAUACGAUCUGUGGGACUAUUAUCUUCCGUACCUGUACUCUUGCAUCUCUCUCUUUGGAGUCCUGCUUCUCCUCUUGUGCACUCCGUUUGGCUUGUCCCGAAUGUUCACCGUCACUGGGCAGCUGCUUGUAAAACCCAGGCUUCUGGAGGAUCUGGACGAACAGCUCAACUGCACACGAUUUGAAGAGGCUGCUGUAGUACACAAGUUAAAUGGCAAGUUGUCAUCCUGCUGGGUGUUCUUUAGUGUGGAAUCUCUCAAAACUCAGUUCCUGAGUAUUCAUGCCAGGAGGCUUAAAUUGGAGAUGAGAAGAAGAGCGUCUCCGUGGCAAAGGAAUCUGGGCUAUCCGUUGGCCAUGUUGCUGCUUCUGGCAUUAACUGGCAUCUCAGUCCUGCUGGUGGGCUUCCAUGUGUUUGAGUUACUCAUUGAUGAAACUGCCAUGCCCAAAGGAAUGCAGGAUCCUCCUCUGGGAAAAGACUCCCUCUCUAUGUUCGGUUCACUCGGAGCGGCUGUGGAAGUUGUCCUGAUUUUUUACUUGAUGGUGUCGUCAGUCGUCGGCUUUUACAGCUCUCCGCUUUUCAUCAAACUUGCCCCGAGGAAGCAGGACACCACCAUGACCAAGAUCAUAGGGAACUGUGUGUCGCUGCUCGUCCUAAGCUCGGCCCUGCCUGUGUUCUCCCGGACACUCGGAAUCACAAACUUUGACCUGUUGGGGAACUUUGGCAGGUUUGACUGGCUGGGAAACUUUUACAUCAUCUUCCUCUACAACAUGCUUUUCGCUGGCCUUACUGCAAUGUGCCUGGUCAAAAAAUUCACCAGGGCAAUCCAAGCCGAGCUUCUCCAUGCUUUUGGUUUGGACAGAUUGCCGCUCCCGGUCUCCCGAUCCAGCAUCUCUGCCCAGAUGGGCUCGCCGAACAGCAAGAGACUCUUGUAGCAUCGCUGGUGCUUGCGGCAGGCGAAAUGUGAAGGGACUGAACUGUCUUCAAACUAUACUGUGAAAGCUGCCGUCAACGUUUCGAGACCCCCAGUCCCGGGGGAAGGUAGCAUUGACUUUAAACUCAGGGUCAGGCACUUUUCAGCCCACUGGCUGCCCACUCAGCAACCUCUUUCCACCUGUGGCGAGCCUAAAUUUGUUUACAUCCGAUGAAGCUGGAAUCUCCUUUGCUGUUAUGAGACAGAACUAAUUCAGUCAUUGCAAACUAUUAUGCAAUGGAGUAAUCCAAAGUGGUUGAUAUUUCAGACAGUUAAAUGUUUACACUAUAUAUUGUGCAAUACGUUUUUUUUAAAUUGUGGAUUCAGUGUGUUUUAUUUAAAUGUAUUUUUGUCCUUGGAACUUUUUUAAAGUCCGUAUUGACUGCAAUCAUUCCAUUUCUGUUUUUAAAAUGACACUUGUCAAUUGGGCUGUCGGAAGGAUGGAAUCGGAAGAAUUUCCCUGUGUUGUGGGGUCGGUUGGAUCGGAGAGCAGGAAUAUUGUGUGGCUGAGUCUUAAGAGGGAUAACCGUCUUAAUUCUGACAAGAUGCUACUUGUGUUGAACCACACAAGCCUUGCGUCACACAGAGCCACGUAAUGGAGGCCGCGGUGAACAAAUAACUCGGGCGGCUAACCGCAACGAAGGAGGAUGGUUGGGCGAGGAUUUCUCAAGGGGUCUACAACAUUGUAAAUAGUUUUGGAAGAGUUUCUUGUGAUUUUAUUUGGGCUGGGGAGGUGGAUGGUUUUCAUUUAGGGGAGAAAAAAAACGAGCUUCUGCAAAAUUGCAAGCGUUCUAAUCUGCAGCGGUUACUGGCAAAUCCAAACCAGUUGCUUUAUUACUGGAGGUGUUGGGGUUACUGAUGAAGCAAUGCCUCUUGUAUCCUCACUUGGUCUUUGUAUUCCGUUGACUAACGGGCCUGUCCCACUUGCGUGAUUUUUUUUCCCGGCAACUUGCCGGCACCCGUCAUAGUCGCAGCAGGUCGGCGAUAAAUUUCAACAUGUUAAAAUCCAACGGCGACCAGAAAAAGGUACGACUCUUUGGGCCACAAUUCUCGUCCAUACAGGCCACUACUCCCGACAUGUCGCGGGGUGAUGCCUGUAUGGUCGUGAGUAGUCGCCCAAAGAGUCGUACCUAUUUCUGGUCGCCGCUGGAUUUUCAACAUGUUGGAAAUUUUUAGCCAACCUGCUGCGACUAUGACGGGUGCCGGCAAGUCGCCGAAAGAAAAGUUGCGUUAAAUCGCGUAAGUGGGACAUGCCCGUAAGGAGGGCUAGAAGCUAUAACAGUGCAUCCGUGAGCUUCACAUUCAGGGUGCCUCCCAAGCCAAGCCAGCACUACAACUACCACUUGUUUGAGAAGACACAAGCAUGAAACUGUAAUGAGUGUUCCCCGUUAAAGUCUGUGUUUCAGCCAGAAGUUGCAUUUCCUUUUGGCGAUUUGGACAAGACUAUGGGCGCUAUGGCACACUUACAAUACCCCUCUGACACGCAACAGUAGGUCUUUUGACAAAGUCCAUAUCAUGGUCACUUGUUACUGUGCAUGUGCCUCCCUUUUUUGGAAAAGUAAAAAUCUUUAUUUCCAAUUGGAUUGCCAAUAAAGAGACUCUGCGACAGACGCAGAAUGUUGGAGUAACUCAGCGGGACAGGCAGCAUCUCUGGAGAGAAGGAAUGGGUGACGUUUCAGGCAGAGACCCUUCAG